UUUACCAUGCGUAGCUUCUCGGGGCCGUGUGCCCCACGACAGGUACCACAAGUGCCUUCAAAGACCAUCUUGACCGGACCCUCGCUGUUCCCAACGAUCACCUUAUCUUCCCGGGGAUCGUCAGAUCCCAGCUCGAAUGUCAGCGCGGACUCGAUAAUUCACGCGUCGCCAACGAAGCAGUCUUUAAUUUGGUGCAGUCCUCCCGAAAUUCUGGAGGGAAAGGAGAGGACAGAGGAUGAGCCCAGAGUUUAUUUGGAAGCCGGUGACCUUUGGAGACAGUUUCACAAAUACGGCACUGAAAUGGUCAUUACAAAAUCUGGCAGGCGCAUGUUUCCGCCGCUCAAGGCCAGGUGCACCGGCAUGGAGAUGAAAGCCAAAUAUAUCCUUCUGAUGGACAUCGUGACGGCUGAUGACUGCAGAUAUAAGUUUCAUAACUCCCACUGGAUGGUGGCCGGGAAGGCGGACCCGGAGAUGCCCAAACGCAUGUACAUUCACCCGGACAGUCCGGCCACGGGCGAGCAGUGGAUGUCCAAAGUGGUCAGCUUCCACAAACUGAAACUGACUAACAACGUAUCGGAUAAGCACGGAUUUACAAUUCUCAACUCGAUGCACAAAUACCAGCCGAGAUUUCACAUAGUGAAGACAAACGACAUUGUGAAACUGCCGUACAGUACCUUUAGGACAUAUGUCUUUUCUGAGACAGAAUUCGUCGCAGUAACAGCCUACCAAAAUGAUAAGAUUACACAGCUGAAAAUAGACAACAAUCCUUUCGCGAAGGGCUUCCGAGACACGGGCAACGGAAGACGAGAAAAGAGGAAACUACAGCAAUCAUCCCAAAAGUCUAAAGAGAUGACUGACGUGGACCCUGUAAAAGCUUCAUCUGUGCAAUAUUCAGACAAUUCUAAAUCUUCAGAUGCUCAUGAAAGCGACAGCGACAGAGAUUACCACGUUGAGGACAAUCCUGGAGAAGCGGUGCAAAGACAAAGAACAAAAACUGAGCCAGAGGUUUCCAUAACAGAGUGGACGAGCCAGACUCCAGUUGUGGCACAGAGAGAGACGGACCCCAGACAAGGCCAAGCCACCAGUACAUUAACCAAUAGAGUGUGUUGCUGUGAGCCACGAGACUCAAAGAAGGAGCAACUGUGCAAAUCAUGCAGUGAUUUUUCACACAGCUGUGUUUAUCCACUGGAAUUACACAAACAUGUGCGGGAUCCAAGGAUGCCCAGCAGUCUUCUCCACUCAACACAGAUAAACACCUGGAACAGCUGUGGCUCCGUGGACAGAGCAGUGCCAUGCGGACUGAGCCUGGCACCGCUUGUCAGGACUCCACGAACUCCAGGUUUUCCCAUCAGCCCUCAAAGGCCCCCUCUGGACCUGGUGCGGCUUUCACAUUUUGGAGGGGUUCUGUUUUAUCCCUACUCCGGCUUGUCUGCAGGAUCAGCCCAGUACCUUGUCCCACCAGUGCAGUCUAGAGUGGACUUUAGAGCCUAUCCAAGCGUCCACAGUUGGGACUACUUCACCUCUCCAAUAACAUCUUCAUCUGUUCCUCUUGUGGGUGGUAGUGGAUUGAAAUAUCUUACCCCUGACUUGGUUUUGCUGACCAAAACAAGCCAGAAAGAUGAAGAUGAAACUGACUGCAGUCAAGAAGAGACACAGACAGUUUGAAAAUACUGACUUGAGAGUGUUUACUAACUAAAGGCCGUAGUCUUCUGGGAGUGACUCUAAGCGUACUUUGGUGUAAAACCUAUGUAAGUCCCAAACUUCUGCAUCUUAUUGUCAACAAGGCUGAACCACUGUGGCACAAACACUGUUUUAUUUCAAGGAAUGUAACAUAGCUUGUGAAUGAUAUCUGAAGUGGGGACUUAAUUGAAAUUAGGUGCUGCUUGUUGUAUGAUAAGGAUGUUGAACAGCACUUCUCAUUUCAGAAAAUGUUUUACUUUUAAACUCAGAAACAUUUAACAGACACUGUCCCUCUCUGGGAGACAACAUUCAGUUUGUUUGUUUAGUCUGAAUGCUGUACAGUAACGAUUAUAUAUCAGAAUUGAAAAAAAAAUUACCAAUUCCUGUUCAUUUUUUUUACAGGGCAGAUGGCUUUGCCCAUGAAGUGCUAGAAUUCUGCUAAUGUAUGCUGAUUGGUUAGUUAAAGAUUUACGACUAACAGCCUGAUGUUAUGGUAGGCUUACUUCAGUUAUCAUUACAGGAACAUAACCACAACAAUACGGUUUCAGUUUUGAGUAUUAUAGACCUUAUGCAUUUUCGUAACGAUAGCUACAGCAGACGUUAGAAGUGUGGUUAAAACAAAACACAAACUUGGUGCUUGACUGAUGCCUGACACCAGAAUGGUGAAUGUUGUAAACGUAAAGAUAUUUCAUCACAAAAAAGCUGCAAAAAUUAAAUCUAAUGGAACUGUAUCUAUUGUCUCUAUUGCUUAUACUGAAAACAUAAAGACAAUUUGCAGGCAAAAAAAAAUUACACCAUAAAAGUUACAUUUUAGAUCUACAGCUCCAUAAACCCCCAUUCAUUUUGGACUAUCUUGCGAGCGCCUCCUACAUAACCGGAAGUGUAAGAAAGUGGGAAUUCUUCCCAUAUUAGAGUUUCAUUGGCAAGGUGUCCGUCCAUUAGCGCUGGUCUGUUUUUACUGAAUCGAAUCAUUCACUCUCGAACAGUAAAUUGAACGAAUCUUUUUUGAGUCAUUUCAUUCAUUUCGUUUAUUUUUACAGCAGGUGGCACUGUAGCCCUCUUGUGGGCGUUGUAAAAAGGGCCGCAGUUCACAAACACUAAAUAGAGAAGGCAACAUGGUUUGCU
Molecule: messenger RNA, 2805 nt
Organism: Scatophagus argus
Lineage: Eukaryota; Metazoa; Chordata; Actinopteri; Scatophagidae
Product: T-box transcription factor TBX2-like
Exons: 7
Coding region: 7-1665 (552 amino acids)
Biological process (GO): cell fate specification; positive regulation of DNA-templated transcription; regulation of transcription by RNA polymerase II
Cellular component (GO): nucleus
Molecular function (GO): DNA-binding transcription factor activity, RNA polymerase II-specific; RNA polymerase II cis-regulatory region sequence-specific DNA binding
Source: RefSeq, a predicted model, not a curated record